AUGCUCAGUUCACACAACAAUCAGUGUAAAUAUACUACACAGGGCAGCUACUUUUCCUGUUGGUAUGCCUCACUAAUUGCACAUGUCAGCAAUCACAUGAAAAUUAAUAAAAAAAAAUGUCACAAUUUUGAACUAUCUAUCUAUCUAUCUAUCUAUCUAUCUAUCUAUCUAUCUAUCUAUCUAUCUAUCUAUCUAUCUAUCUAUAUAUAUAUAUAUAUAUAUAUAUAUAUAUAUAAAUUUCACAACCCCACAAUAGUGCAUCCAUUCACUGAGUGCUCUGUGAAUAGUGCCUUGUGCCAAGUUAAUAUUACGCUACAAAUAUUUAUCCUAUAUAUCUUUUUCUUAUUUAAUUUUUUUUACUUGUUUUUUUUUGGUAUAUUUUUCUUUUUCCCUUCUUUUUUCUCUUUCACUCUCUUUUUCUUUCAUCCUCUUUGCAUUUGCUUAUUUCUUGUUUCUAUCUUUCUUUUCCUCUGUAUCCCUUCUCACUUUGCAUUUUCUUGA
Acanthosepion pharaonis is the source of this 501-nucleotide messenger RNA. The record is from the annotation of a GenBank genome assembly. NCBI's taxonomy places the organism in Eukaryota, Metazoa, Mollusca, Cephalopoda, Sepiida, Sepiidae.